AUGGCAUCUCAAAGGGGACGGCCAUGGUCACGGGUCCUCUCCCUGACCGUCCUCGUCCUUGCCCUCGCCGCUACGGCGCAUGGCUCCGCUGGCGAUCGUCUUCCUGGAUUCAAAGAUUGUCUCAAGGUCUGUAAAACAGAAAAUUGCGGCUCUGGAAAAGAUUACACCGCGAUCCCCUUCCACCAUCGCCUCCUCCUCUGGGACUGCGCCAGCGAAUGCAACUACGCCUGCCAGCACAUCAUCACUGGUCGACGCAUCGAAUACGGGGCCGAAGUUGUGCAGUUCUACGGGAAAUGGCCCUUCUAUCGGUUUCUGGGCAUGCAGGAGCCCUUCAGCGUCCUCUUCUCCUUGGGUAACCUCUGGGCGCAUUGGGAGGGCUUGAAGAAGGUUCGCACCAAGAUCCCUGCGUCAUAUUCGCUGCGCCCGUUCUACAUCUGGCUCGGCUACGUUGGCCUUGUGUCGUGGAUCGCCAGCUCCAUCUUCCACACCCGCGACUUUCGCAUCACCGAGGAGUUCGACUACUUUGCCGCCGGCGCCAACGUGCUGUACGGCCUAUACUACACGCCCAUCAGGGUAUUCCGUCUAGACAGAAGCACUCCGCGCCGGCAGUCUGUCCUUCGGGCCUGGACUCUACUGUGCAUCUUCUUGUACUUUUGCCACGUCUCAUACCUCAAGUUUGUCAGGUGGAACUAUACCUAUAACAUGACUGCCAAUGUUGUGGUGGGAGCUAUCCAGCACUCCCUUUGGACAUGGUUCAGUUUCGAUAGAUACAGGAAGUCGAAGCGUGUGUGGGCAGCUUGGCCUGGUCUUGUGGUUGCUUGGAUUAUCUUAGCCAUGAGCAUGGAGUUGCUUGAUUUCCCCCCUUGGCUAGGUUGCAUAGAUGCCCACAGCCUAUGGCAUCUCAUGACAAUUGGCCCCACCAUUGUGUGGUACAACUUUUUGGUCAAGGACGCCAGGGAGGAUAUUGCUGGGAGUCAAAGACUAAAGUCGUAG
Messenger RNA from Ilyonectria robusta, 993 nucleotides. Its product is annotated as Per1-like-domain-containing protein. Gene Ontology annotation, cellular component: endoplasmic reticulum membrane. Gene Ontology annotation, molecular function: hydrolase activity, acting on ester bonds. The transcript is spliced from 4 exons. Gene Ontology annotation, biological process: GPI anchor biosynthetic process. Bases 1 to 993 code for a protein of 330 amino acids. Lineage: Eukaryota; Fungi; Ascomycota; Sordariomycetes; Hypocreales; Nectriaceae. The record is from RefSeq and is a predicted model, not a curated record.